AUGGCGGACCCUUCAAUGUACAACUUCUUCAAUCAUCAUCCCGAGCCGUCUUCAGCUUCAAAACCCAUCAAGAAACACCAUCCCCAAAGAGCUUUACCAUCUGCUGUUCCUAGGCUAUUCUAUUGCCAGUUCUGUCCAAGGAAGUUCUUUACUUCUCAAGCUCUCGGUGGUCACCAAAAUGCCCACAGGCAAGAACGAGCCGCAUCUCGAAGGAAGCUCCCCGGUGACCAUGACCAGAGUCUGUCCCCCCAACAAUACAACUUUCAGCAACAGGUUAACCCUUCUUUCACCAUUAAAAUAGACCCACCUAUGAAUUACCCUGGUGCUGCCGGUGCAUCGUAUCUAGACCAGUGGCUUGACCCCUUCCACGUCCAACACCAAUACUGCCAGUCUGCCGGCUUUGUUACUCAAGGUUUCAUCACGAGUCCUGUUUCUUCUCCCGAUACCACAUCACCGAGCACUGAUGUCGAUGAAUCUGUAAAUGUUGAUCUCACUCUCCGUUUAUAA
Hibiscus syriacus is the source of this 507-nucleotide messenger RNA. RefSeq names its product zinc finger protein KNUCKLES-like. The record is from RefSeq and is a predicted model, not a curated record. The transcript has a single exon. Gene Ontology annotation, biological process: negative regulation of abscisic acid-activated signaling pathway. Lineage: Eukaryota; Viridiplantae; Streptophyta; Magnoliopsida; Malvales; Malvaceae. Bases 1 to 507 code for a protein of 168 amino acids.